AUGGCAGAGGAUUUAACCUCUUGUUUUUACAGGCAGGGUAUUCUCCCCUACCCUAAGUUCUGGACCUCUACCAAGCCAUUCGGGACACCGCUUGGGCCAUAUAUUGUGCAGUGGGUCAUCACAGUGAUCAUGAUCAUUGCUCCUCCAGCCGGCGAUGCUUUCAAUUUCAUCGUCGAUCUCGCAGUCUAUCCCGGCAACAUCUUCAACUUCCUCUUGGUUAUUGGUCUACUACUGAUCCGCAGACAGCGCGCACGCAUGGGACUGCCAAGACCAGAAUACCGGGCAUGGAACAUUGCAAUUGCCUUUGCGCUCGUCACCAAUGUGUAUAUGCUGAUUGCACCUUGGUACCCACCGACAAGCGGUGCCAACGGCGGAGAUGUCAGCUUUUGGUACGGCACAUAUUUGGUCGUGAGCAUUGGAUUAUUGGUCCUCUGCGGCAUUUACUACUACCUCUGGAUUGGUUUGCUCCCUCGUUGGAAGGGAUAUGAGCACCGACAGACCCUGGUGGAGCUUGACGAUGGAUCGAUUACCCACCAACUUGUCAAAGUAUCGAAAGAAGACUUAACCCGGUGGGACGACGAGCACGACGCCACAGGUCGGGUUUAUCGACGAACCGGCUACAGUAGCGCAGACCAGGGCUCGAACUCAAAUUGA
This is a messenger RNA of Penicillium salamii, 654 nucleotides long. Lineage: Eukaryota; Fungi; Ascomycota; Eurotiomycetes; Eurotiales; Aspergillaceae. The record is from the annotation of a GenBank genome assembly.